AAUAAAUAAAAAUGAAAGGGUCGUCUAUUCGGCGUUUUUUACCACCUGUGGAAGCGUCCCCAUAAUUCAUUUUUCCUGACUCCAGUAAUAAGAAUUAUACCAAAUUGAAAAGAUAUGAAUGAGUAUCCUAAAAAAAGAAAAAGGAAGACUUUACACCCUUCUCGUUAUUCAGACUCCUCUGGAAUAAGCAGAAUUGCAGAUGGAUUCAAUGGAAUUUUUUCUGAUCAUUGUUAUAGUGUCUGUUCUAUGAGACAGCCAGACUUAAAAUAUUUUGACAACAAAGACGAUGAUUCUGAUACCGAGACAUCAAAUGACUUACCAAAAUUUACAGAUGGAAUCAAGGCCAGGAACAGAAAUCAGAACUAUCUGGUUCCCAGUCCUGUACUUAGAAUUCUAGACCACACUGCCUUUUCUGCAGAAAAGUCUGCUGCUAUUGAAAUUUGUGAUGAAGAGUGUGACUCACCUGAAUCAGUCAACCAGCAAACUCAAGAGGAGAGUCCUAUAGAAGUUCACGCUGCUGAAGAUGUUCCGAUUGCCGUAGAAGUACAUGCGAUUUCUGAAGAUUAUGAUAUAGAGACAGAAAACAAUUCCUCUGAGAGUAUCCAAGACCAUAUUGAUGAAGAACCACCAGCUAAACUCUGUAAAAUUCUUGACAAGAGCCAAGCUUUGAAUGUGACUGCCCAGCAGAAAUGGCCUUUGCUGAGAGCUAAUAGCAGUGGCCUCUAUAAAUGUGAACUUUGUGAGUUCAACAGCAAAUAUUUUUCUGACUUAAAGCAGCAUAUGAUCCUGAAGCAUAAACGUACUGACUCAAAUGUGUGUCGAGUAUGCAAGGAAAGUUUCUCUACCAACAUGCUUCUGAUAGAACAUGCCAAACUACCAGAAGACUUGCAGCACGUAGUAAAUGAACAUGCAUGUAAACUAAUAGAGUUAAGUGAUAAGUACAAUGGAGAACACGGACAGUACAGCCUCUUAAGCAAAAUUACUUUUGACAAAUGUAAAAUUUUUGUAUGUCAAGUAUGUGGCUUUCGGAGUAGACUUCAUACAAAUGUUAACAGGCAUGUUGCUAUCGAGCAUACGAAAAUCUUUCCUCACGUUUGUGAUGACUGUGGGAAAGGCUUUUCAAGUAUGCUAGAAUAUUGCAAGCAUUUAAAUUCACAUUUAUCCGAAGGAAUUUAUUUAUGUCAAUAUUGCGAAUAUUCAACAGGACAGAUUGAAGAUCUUAAAAUUCAUCUUGAUUUCAAGCAUUCAGCUGACUUGCCUCAUAAGUGUAGUGACUGCUUGAUGAGGUUUGGAAAUGAAAGGGAAUUAAUAAGCCACCUUCCAGUUCAUGAGACAACUUGAUUAUUCUUUCUAACUUACAGAAUGCUGAUGUAAAAUAAUGAAUUCAACCUUUUUUGGAGAUGUUAAAAUAGAUGGUUGUAAAUACAGCUUAUAAAAGUUGCCCUUU
Messenger RNA from Carlito syrichta (Philippine tarsier), 1447 nucleotides. Its product is annotated as zinc finger protein 639. The record is from RefSeq and is a predicted model, not a curated record. Gene Ontology annotation, molecular function: RNA polymerase II transcription regulatory region sequence-specific DNA binding; DNA-binding transcription factor activity, RNA polymerase II-specific. Gene Ontology annotation, cellular component: nucleus. NCBI's taxonomy places the organism in Eukaryota, Metazoa, Chordata, Mammalia, Primates, Tarsiidae. Gene Ontology annotation, biological process: regulation of transcription by RNA polymerase II.